Molecule: messenger RNA, 617 nt
Organism: Sphaeroforma arctica JP610
Lineage: Eukaryota; Ichthyosporea; Ichthyophonida
Exons: 1
Source: RefSeq, a predicted model, not a curated record
ACCGAUUCGCUGACAAUGAUUGCUGGCGACGAAGAACGAGGCCAGCAGGAGACCUCGACAACCAGUCUAUGUGGUGUAGACACAGGCACCACAGCUAGACGACAAGGGUGUUUUGUCUUGACUCGAAACCAAACAAUAGCGCUCGUAUGCUUGGGUGUUAUAGUAGUGGUAGGUGUUGGGGUGGGCAUAUAUUUUGGUGUUUCUGGUGAUAGCUCAAGCAGUGACACGGGCGAUGAGUAUGCGUCCAUUCCCGUUCCCUCGCUAUCUCCGGAAGCCACACAGCCGCCAGCAAAUGAGUGCUCGUUCUCAGUGUGCGGGGAGUGCUAUGCUACUUUGCAAGACGCGGCAACUCAAUCACCGUGUGAUGGAGAGGAGGAUCUGGUUGUCCAGGUACUCGUAGACGAAUACCUCGUGUACGAGCCUAUAGUAUUAGAAUCAUCCUCUUUGAUACUUUCAGGAGAGAAUCACGUGUCUGAGGGGAAUAGUGUGCCCGUCAUUGCUGCGGCGUUUUCAGGCCAAGAGCGAGGUCUUAUCGAAUGUGCUGCUUCGACCAGCAUACAACUGAGCUUAAAGAGUCUGUCAUUCAACGGGAACGGUCAAAUAGUCUCUGCUGCACG